This is a messenger RNA of Haemonchus placei, 822 nucleotides long. Lineage: Eukaryota; Metazoa; Nematoda; Chromadorea; Rhabditida; Trichostrongylidae. The record is from the annotation of a GenBank genome assembly.
AUGGCUAGACAACGUCUAGCCCCAACCAAAAAUAAGUCCAUAGCAAUUCCACGACUAGAACUGCUCGCACUUUUGAUAGGAACGCGCCUCAUAAAGUUCAUUCUCAAAGAAAUCAAAUUAAAGAUAUCAACGAUUAAUAUCUACAGCGAUUCUCAAGUUGCCCUCCAUUCGAUUCAGUCCAACUCGAACAAUGGGAUCUUUGUCAACAAUCGCUGCAAAGAAAUACGAGAAUCACUCCAAUCAUGGAAAGGAAACAUCAAUCAAACUCAUCUCUAUUAUAUACCAUCGGAACAAAACCCUGCAGACUGCGCUACGAGAGGACUCACAAAGGAACAAAUGUCCCAUCAAAUAUGGUGGUCAGGACCAACAUUCUUAAGACAGCAAGACAAAAGCUGGCCAGAAUUCCAAGAAUUCACCUGGCACACUCACACGGACACACAGCAGAACGAACAGCCCACAGUAUUAACUAUUUCUUCAAACAUACCAUCUGGAUCUUGUCUCUUUAUAACAAAAUUCUCAUCACUGAAAACAUUGCGACAGGUAACCGCUCUUAUUCUAAAAUUUAUCAAACAUGCCCUAUAUGAUAAACUAACGAUAGACAGUAAAACAAGGUUAUCCUCUCACCUACCAGAACUAGACCAUAUCUCAUCGAACUACCCAUUAACCUCGCUGCAGGUAAGCGACAUUGAAAGUACGGAAGCUUUGCUGACCAGAAUUAACAACGCCACCAACUUCAAAUACAGCAACGAAAUUCUUUCCAUGGAAGACACAGACACUGUACGCGUUAAUACUACCAUCCAAACCUUCCUGACCAACGAGUAG